CCCUCAUGUCCUUUUUAAUCACCAUUAGAGACACCAUUUACGCACUUACCUCAUGCUGUUUUCCUAAUCCAACCAUCAGCAUUAACCGAAAGAACUUUAAAGUUAUUAACCUGCUUGGAGAAGGUGGAUAUUCGUUUGUGUAUUUAAUCAAGGAUGAAUCAAGCCAUAAGUUGUAUGCCUUGAAAAAAAUCAAAUGCGCACUUGGUGACCAGACAAUAACUGACGCUAUGCAUGAAGUGGAAAUGUACAGAUUAUUUCAAAGUGAAUACAUUAUUAAGAUUUUGGACACAAGUGUGUUAACAGAUAGAGAUGGAACCAAGACUGUUUAUGUAUUUUUGCCUUAUUACAAAAGAGGAAACCUUCAAGAUAACAUUAAUGCCAACAAUAUCAACAAGACAUUUUUCCCGGAAAAAGAUUUAUUGCAAUUUUUUCUCAAAGUUUGCUUGGCACUUAAGGAACUUCAUAACUACCACUUGCCAAAUGUCCCAAUCACCACACCUUCUGAAACAUCAUCUGCUACUGCUCAGCCAGAAGGAACACUUGUGCCAUAUGCCCAUCGUGACUUAAAACCUGGAAAUAUAUUGAUAUCCGACGAUGGUAAGACACCGAUAUUGAUGGAUUUUGGAUCAGUGAUAAAAGGGAGAAUACCAAUUAGAACAAGGCAAGAUGGAUUGUUACAGCAGGACAUUGCGGCUGAGCACUCAACAAUACCUUAUCGCGCGCCUGAACUAUAUGACGUACAAACAGGAACAAUUUUGGAUGAAAAAGUGGAUAUUUGGAGUUUGGGAUGUACUAUUUAUGCUGCCGCAUAUGGCCAAAAUCCAUUUGAAGCAAGUGUCAAUGAAAUGGGGGGAUCAAUCGCUUUGGCGAUUUUAAAUGGUUACUAUAAAUUCCCAACAGAUAAAGAAGAAGAAGGUCAUUAUAGUGACGAAUUUGAAGAUUUGAUCAAGUUUCUAUUGGUCAUUGAUCCUAAGGAAAGGCCGGAUAUACAAACGAUUUUUCCAAUUUACAGCAUCAAUUCAAAAGGGUAUUGUAAAAAGGUUCUGGUGGUACUUGUCAUACUCAUCCUGUCGAUGAUCAACUAUUAA
Mucor mucedo is the source of this 1088-nucleotide messenger RNA. Its product is annotated as kinase-like domain-containing protein. Gene Ontology annotation, molecular function: ATP binding; protein serine/threonine kinase activity. Bases 6 to 1088 code for a protein of 360 amino acids. Lineage: Eukaryota; Fungi; Mucoromycota; Mucoromycetes; Mucorales; Mucoraceae. Gene Ontology annotation, cellular component: Golgi apparatus; cytoplasm. The transcript is spliced from 7 exons. Gene Ontology annotation, biological process: vacuolar protein processing; regulation of vacuole fusion, non-autophagic; protein phosphorylation. The record is from RefSeq and is a predicted model, not a curated record.